AUGGCUCCCACCAAGACCACCGGCAAGGAUGUGUACUCGGUUAUCCUGCCGACCUUCAACGAGCGCCAGAAUCUCCCCAUCAUCACCUGGCUGCUCAACCGCACCUUUACUGAGCAAAACAUCGACUGGGAACUCGUAAUCGUCGACGACGGCUCCCCCGACGGCACCCAAGAUGUCGCCGCCCAGCUCGUCAAGCUCUACGCUCCACACGUGCAACUACAAACCCGCACAGGCAAGCUCGGCCUCGGCACCGCCUACGUCCACGGCCUCCAGUUCGCCAAGGGCAACUACAUCAUCAUCAUGGACGCCGACUUCAGCCACCACCCCAAGUUCAUCCCCCAGAUGAUCGCCAAGCAAAAGGCCAGCAACUACGAUAUCGUCACGGGCACCCGCUACGCCGGCGACGGUGGCGUCUACGGCUGGGAUCUCAAGCGCAAGCUCACCUCCAAGGGCGCCAACAUCUUUGCCGACACCGUGCUCCGCCCCGGUGUGAGCGACUUGACCGGUUCCUUCCGGUUGUACAAGAGGGACGUGCUGGAGAAGCUGUUCCAGAGCACGGAUAUCCGUGGUUUCACCAUGCAGAUGGCUCUGGCUGUUACGGCCAAGUCCCAGGGCUUCUCGAUUGCCGAGGUGCCCAUCUCCUUCGUCGACAGAGUCUAUGGCGACAGCAAGCUCGGUGGCGAGGAGAUUGUGGAAUAUGCCAAGGGCGUUCUGCAGCUUUGGUGGUCCACGUAA
This is a messenger RNA of Sordaria macrospora k-hell, 735 nucleotides long. RefSeq lists its product as uncharacterized. Gene Ontology annotation, cellular component: endoplasmic reticulum membrane. Gene Ontology annotation, biological process: dolichol-linked oligosaccharide biosynthetic process; GPI anchor biosynthetic process; protein O-linked glycosylation via mannose. Lineage: Eukaryota; Fungi; Ascomycota; Sordariomycetes; Sordariales; Sordariaceae. The record is from RefSeq and is a predicted model, not a curated record. Gene Ontology annotation, molecular function: dolichyl-phosphate beta-D-mannosyltransferase activity.